UAAAGCCUAUGCUUAAGUGAGUGUGCAGUUGUUCUCCUUCAACUGUCAAAAAUCUCGGUCCUGAAAUACAAUCCAGAACCGCUGCAGCGCAACAUGAUUGAUAAACGGAUGGAUGCCUCGUGCUGGUUAUCUGCCUGUUGUUGGUGCUCCUAAUCUGAUAGUCCUGCUCCUCUCCACCCCUCCUACUGCUCUGCCCGAGGCCAGUACCAGCAGAAACCAAUUAGCAGACACGUCCAUUAAUUGCACAUCGGAGAGCCGCGCAUCUCCUCGGCUUCAUAAAGCGAGGGACGCAGGCAGCGCAAUCCGUCACUUUAAUCAAGUUUUUACCGACUGGUGCGACGUUCAUGAUUCGCUCAAUCAAGGCGUCACGGGCUAUUUGUCCGCUGACCUCUUCCGGCCCCACCUCCCUCUGCUCCUGUUCCUCCGACGGACUGUCCGCUGGAAAAUGAGAGUAUUCAUCAGGCUCUCCGGAGAGAAACAGGCCAUUGCUGUGACGAAGAAGUCUCUGCUGCAGCCAGUCCCACUCCUCACGCUGAUUAGUUUAGUUUUCAUGCCGCAGGGCCACAUCCCAGCUCCUCAUUGCAGAAGCAGCUCAGCAGGAUGACCAGAAAAAAAACACAGCUUCACUGGAUCCUUGCGGAAAGAACGAAAACUAGGCAAAUGGAUGCGAAGAACAGGCAAUGAUGGUGUUGUUAAAAGGCCCCUGAAAUAGCCGUGGAUCAAACAGCUGUCACUCAGGUGUGAGUUGUUGCACUUGUGCUGAAAAUGCAACAAUCGUGUGCAGGUGCGCAAAAGCUGCUCUUCAAACCAGCCCAAAGUCAUGCGCUCUAACAGGAGGAUCUGUGAAGGUUUAUUCACUUAGGCAAGUGUCAGCCCAUCUAACAGCAUCUGGAUGGAUGAUUUCCACGCAUCUCGCCCUAAACACGAGACUGACAGGGAAAAGUGUAAAGAGAAACAACAAGCUUGGCUUUGGAGGAGGAGAAGUGACAGAAGAGCUUCCGAGGAGGAAUAUCAGAAGGAGUCAAAGAAUCUGUUCAUCUGGAGGAGCGGAUGACGAAUCCUAAUGCAAAGUUUCGUGCAAAGUUUGAUGCACGCGUCACAGCGAGGUAUGACAUCAAGGCUCUGAUAGGCCGCGGCAGCUUCAGCCGUGUGGUUCGUGCUGAGCACAGACGCACACGCCAACCCUUCGCCAUUAAACUUCUGGAGGUCAAAGGUCGGGAGGGUCACGAGGCCUGUCAGGCAGAGCUCGGGGUCCUGCAACGGGUGAACCACAGCAACGUCAUCCGCCUGGCCGAGGUGUUCGAGACGCAGCAUCGCGUCUAUCUGGUUCUGGAGCUGGCCACAGGAGGAGAGCUCCUGGAGCGCGUGGUCGCCAGAGGAACCUUCAGAGAACGAGACGCCACUAAGGCCUUGAUGAUGGUGUCCAGCGGGCUGCGCUAUCUACACUCGCUAGGCGUCAUCCACAGAGACCUAAAACCAGAAAACCUGCUGUACUACCAUCCGGGACAGGACUCGCGAUUGAUCAUAACAGACUUUGGACUCGCUUGUUGGGAGAACAAGACGGCAGCAUCAUUUCAAAGCAUAGAAGAUACAGCUGUUAUGACUCAGGAUGCAAAUUUUGACUCUGCACACGUUGAGAAGAGCUGUCAGGCUAAAGAUUGGGCUGUGAGGACACUCUGCGGCACGCCGGAGUACUUGGCCCCUGAGAUGCUGGCGCGGAGACCCUGUAGCAGCGCUGUGGAUAUGUGGGCGCUGGGAGUCAUCACUUACAUCCUGCUGAGCGGCUCGCUGCCCUUCGACCAGAGCAGCCAGCCGCGACUCUUCAGGGCCAUUCUCAGGGGCAGCUACAGUUUCCAUGGAGAUCCAUGGAAAUCAGUAUCUACAUUGGCCAAAAGCUUCAUCGAUUGUCUCCUGACCCUUGAGCCCGAGCGCCGGAUGACCGCUGAGGAAACUCUUAAGCAUCCUUGGCUGGUCAGCAUGGCAGCCUGUUCCUCCAACAAGAAUCUACACCGCUCCAUUUCCCGAAACCUCCAGCGGCGGGCGUCACGGGCCUCCUCUCGAGGCCCCAGCUCGGGCUCUACUCCUGGUUCUCGGGUAUCGAUGAGGCCUGGAUCACGGCCGGGUUCUGGGCCACGGUUAGGGGUCAGAGACAGGUCACAAUGCCUGAAGAUCACUGCUUAGCAAGUUCAAGGUUUGGCUGGUUAGCAUGGUUCCAUUAUUUUAUCCCAAAGUGCUAUCGCUUAUCUGUGCUAUCAACAGCCUGUUUAAUUCUAAAGAUCAGAGAGAAAUGAUCAGUGAAUGAAUUGCAUCAUAAGUGGAUGUCAAGGAAAAAAAUUAAAAGAUGAAAAAUGCACAUGAUCCUUUAAAUCCUUCAGAUAAACGUGAAUGUUGAAUUGCAGAUCUUUCUUUUUCUGACAGGUAAAUCGUGUGCAUCCAUACUAAUAUGUUGGUGCUAUAUUAAUUUUUCAGGAUCUUCCGCAUAUUAUUUGCGAUCUCCUACUCAUGAUGAACAGCGAAGGAGUUUAAAGUCUCCACUAUAAAAAGAAAAGCACAGAUCAGCAACUCUGCUCUGUUCUCCCACAUUCAUUCCUUCAUUAAUCGGAUGAAUAUGAGCUGAUUAUAUAAACUCACCAUUCUAUUUUAAAAUAUACAUUUUUCAGCCCUGAAUAAUCACGCAUAAGACUAAAAUGCAAAUGGACAGGGAGUGUAAUCUCAAAUAGUCUGAUCUGUAGAUUUUCUGUCCUGCUUCUUUUUAUAUGACUGUUUUUACAUUAUUAGGAUGAAAUUAAAACUUUAAUUCAGCAAGGAUGCAUUAAAUUUAGCAAAAUUGACAGUAAGGUCAUUUAUAAAUUCUAUUUUAUAUAAAUUCUAUUUUAUUACUGAAUGCAUC
This is a messenger RNA of Onychostoma macrolepis, 2890 nucleotides long. Its product is annotated as serine/threonine-protein kinase H1. Gene Ontology annotation, molecular function: ATP binding; protein kinase activity. Lineage: Eukaryota; Metazoa; Chordata; Actinopteri; Cypriniformes; Cyprinidae. The coding region runs from base 1051 to 2181 and encodes 376 amino acids. The transcript has 6 exons. The record is from RefSeq and is a predicted model, not a curated record. Gene Ontology annotation, biological process: protein phosphorylation.